AUGGGGUCGCUCCGCCUCAACGAGGUGUUGCGUUUUAUCUUCUUCUUUCGGCUGCAUGACUAUCUCCUGUGUAUCCUCUGCGGCCUAAUCGCCUUUGGCGUGGGCAGGGUGCGCCCGUACUGCCGGGAAUUUUCGUGGACAGAUCUGAGCAUCAACUUUCCCUUCAGCAAGAGCCCCGCGUUCCCGACAUGGACGUUGUUCAUCAUCUCCGCCGCGCCGCUUGUCGUCUACGUCCUCGGUGAGGCGAUGCGCCAUUGCUGGCUUGCACGCCGGCACGGCGGAAUUCUGGCCCACGAGCCGUACGCGGAGCACACACUGAUUUUGAUGGGGAGCCAACGCCAUGGUGGUGAUGGGGCAGAGAUGAGCAUGAAAGCGGAUGGCAAUGGCUCCGACUUCGAGGCACCGCCCCUGGCGCUCUCUUCCGACUCAUCGAAGCCUCAGAACUCGACCAGCGGGCGCGAACCAACCCAGGAGGUGCAGGUUUGCUCUGAGACGGCGGCCGUUGCACCUGCCUGCCAUCUAUCAGCGUCGCCGCCGCCCGAGAAACUCUGCGGCAGCCGUGGCGACGACGGCAGAUCAUCGGGAUCUGUUGCUGUAUCGCUUGCUCACGCAGCCAACAGCGCGACCCAACCGCAGGCAGUGCACCUAUACACUCUUGCACAUCCGUGGCAGCGCUUUCUCCUCUACACACAUAUGUGGGUGCUGCUGCAGGCCUUCUCCGUCGCCUUGUCCGUGAUGAUAGUGGACGCGCUGAAGGUCUACGCCGGUCGACUGCGGCCCGACUUUCUUUCCCGCCUCCGCAACGAGGGCUUCAACGCCAGCAGCGUGGGCGUGGACUGGUGCACUGUGGCCAACGAGGGCCGCCUAUCGUUUCCAUCCGGCCACAGCAGCGCGGGCUUCUCUGCCUUCGUUCCGCUUUGCUUUUACGUGCUGCACUCGCUGCAUGCGUUUCGCCGCAGCGGUGUGUCGUUGUGGCGCAUCCUGAUCGGUCUUACUCCACUCAUCCUCCCCAUCACCGUGGCGGUAUCGCGGACGCGUGAUAACCGCCAUAACUUCGACGACAUCCUCGCAGGCAGCCUGAUCGGCAUCUUCACCGCUUUGGUUGCUGUGAGGGCGACAAUGGUGGUGAAUUAUGGCACGGGCCAGUUGACGCCCCGGUUUGCCUACUAUGCCUAG
This is a messenger RNA of Leishmania braziliensis MHOM/BR/75/M2904, 1176 nucleotides long. RefSeq names its product putative phosphatidic acid phosphatase. Gene Ontology annotation, molecular function: phosphatidate phosphatase activity. Gene Ontology annotation, biological process: phospholipid metabolic process. The coding region runs from base 1 to 1176 and encodes 391 amino acids. The transcript has a single exon. Lineage: Eukaryota; Euglenozoa; Kinetoplastea; Trypanosomatida; Trypanosomatidae. The record is from RefSeq and is a predicted model, not a curated record.